AUGUCGAGGCUUCACUUGAACGAGUGCGACGAGUGCGACGGCGAGCCGCACUCGGCUCUGGAGGGUUUGCUGGCCGCCUUGGCGGAACUCCACCGCACUCCGCCGGGACAGGUCCGUUUGGUCCAGGUCUCCUGCGACGCUUCGAUGUCUUUGGGCUGCGACCUCCCGAAGCUGCAGCGGGCCUUUCUGCUGCUUCAGCUACUGCCAGCCUUCGUGCUGGGCCUUCCUCCCCUUAAAGGCCAAGGAGUCCAGGCGCUCUUAUGGGCCGCCUGCGAUGUCACUGUGGCCUUUUCUGAGGCAGUCUUCGACCUGAUCAAUCUCAAUGGGAUGGAGCGCUUUUUGCCCAUGAAACAGGUUCCUCCUUUCGAAGGCACGCUCACUGCUACAGAAGCCAAGGAGUUGGGUUUGGUGUCUGAGAUCGUGGAGGACGAGUGGCAACUUUGGAGGUCGAUCGAAGAGAUUUGUGAAAAACUUUCAGAGUGCGCACCCACGGCAGUGGCACAAUCCAAGAUUUUCAUCCACAAGGUGGGAAGCUUCCCCAUGAAUCUGCGGCUUCACGAAGACUUAGCCGGCCACAUCGCACGACGGAUGGACGAUCCGGAGUUCGAAGACUCCAUCCGAGCGGUGCUGGACAAGGCGCAUGUGCCAAUCUACAGGCGGCCACAGAACAAAAUCGUCCCUGCUCACCUCCUGAAGGUUGAGGAGAAGAGGUGCCAGGAAUGGAAUGAGCCCGAGUGGCUGGAGGAUGGAACGGUGCUGGUUUGA
Molecule: messenger RNA, 765 nt
Organism: Durusdinium trenchii
Lineage: Eukaryota; Dinophyceae; Suessiales; Symbiodiniaceae
Source: the annotation of a GenBank genome assembly